AUGCUGGCAGAUUAUAAAGCUGUAAAAGAAAAUCACAUGCCAGUAGAUAGAGCAGCCUUGGCUUUUGGUGUUCCAAAACAAACAUUAAGGGACAGGGUUCUGAACAAAGUGAAAAUAGGAGCAAAGAGGGGAAAGGAUUCCUUGUUCACAUUGGGCGAAGAGGAGCUGCUGGUAAACCAUAUUGAAACCCUGACACAGGUGGGCUAUGGUCUGAAUCGAGCACAAUUGAAUGUUCUUGCCGGUGAACUUGCUGUAAAGCUUGGUAGGCGCAAUUCAAAUGCCAAGCUGAGUAAUGGCUGGUACUAUAACUUCUUGAAAAGAUGGAAUCAUAGACUUAAGGUAAUAAAACCAAGGGCCCUAACAUCAACUCGGGCAGCAGGAGUGACGCAAGAACACAUUGACAAUUACUAUUGUGAACUGAAUGCUGUUCUUGAAAAGACUAAUCUCAAGUCGAAACCACAUCUGAUCUACAAUCUUGAUGAGACUGGAAUACAACCUGAACACAGGCCAUCAAAAGUCAUCACUGGUGUUUCGUCGAGUAAAACGCAAGCAGAAACCUCACCAAACACAGGCACCACUACCAUAGUAGCCUGUGUAAAUGCAGCAGGUACUGCUAUACCACCCUACUAUGUCUUCAAAGGGAAACGGAUAAACGACAAGUUUAUGAAUAAUGCAGCAGCUGGUGCAGCCUACACCAUGUCAGACUCUGGGUGGGUGAAUGGUGAAGUUCUCAUGAAGUACUUCAAUGAACACUUCUUGAAAUUCGUACAAAGGGGAUCUGGUGACAACAUUGGACCCAUCUUGUUGAAUUAUGAUGGGCAUUCAUCACAUGAGUCUCUCGACAUUGUAAAGUGGGCCAGACAGCAUCAUGUGGUCCUUUUUGUUCUUCCACCACACAGUUCGCAUGCCCUCCAACCAUUGGACAUAGCAUGCUUCGGUUAA
Molecule: messenger RNA, 942 nt
Organism: Dreissena polymorpha
Lineage: Eukaryota; Metazoa; Mollusca; Bivalvia; Myida; Dreissenidae
Exons: 1
Coding region: 1-942 (313 amino acids)
Cellular component (GO): nucleus
Molecular function (GO): DNA binding
Source: RefSeq, a predicted model, not a curated record